Molecule: messenger RNA, 1581 nt
Organism: Suillus subalutaceus
Lineage: Eukaryota; Fungi; Basidiomycota; Agaricomycetes; Boletales; Suillaceae
Product: cytochrome P450
Exons: 13
Coding region: 43-1581 (512 amino acids)
Molecular function (GO): heme binding; iron ion binding; monooxygenase activity
Source: RefSeq, a predicted model, not a curated record
AGGCGAACUAACAUGUCUUAGGCUCGACUGUAAUCCCUCCCCAUGCUGUUCACUCAUAUUCUUGCUUUAGGGAUACCGUGUAUUAUUGCCCUGGUUGUCGCUUCAGGUCUGACUCGCAGACGUGUCUACCCUUUACCUCUUCCGCCUGGCCCUCGUCAGUUACCAAUUUUGGGUAACGCGCUGCAAUUGGAUACUAAACGACCUUGGCUCACAUAUACUGCGUGGGGGAAGAGAUAUGGUUGGUGGCAGGUCAAUGGCCUCUUUGUCGAGCUCUUAGAUUCAAUUUCAUACCUGAUCAUAGGAAAAAUCAUUCACUCCCGUAUGCUUGGGAUCGACUUGAUCAUCAUAAACUCCGAAACCAUCGCGCGGGAGUUGCUGGACAAGCGUUCUGCGAAUUACUCUACUCGCCCUGUUAUUCCCACCAUCGAAUUAUCUGGAAUGGCUUUCAACACCGCACUCCUUCCGUAUGGGGAGACUUUACGACAACAUCGCAAGAUUUUCCAUCAAGUCUUCAGAGCCGAAGUCUCGGUCUCGUACCACGAAAUGUACUCUCGCCAUGCAAAUGAACUAGUCAUCAAUCUCUUAGUCAAUCCUUGUGACAGACACACGGCAUCCCUAAUCAUGGCCGUGACAUACGGACACCUUGCUGACGGACAUGAAGGCCCAUUUCUUACCCGCGCGCAGGAAUUCCUUGAUAUUGGAAAACAUAUUGUUUCUCCCGAGAGGGCUGCCAUGUUCACAGCCUUUCCUUUCCUCGAAAAGUUGCCGUCUUGGUGCUUUGGUGGAGCAUUUGCCCUGAUGGGACGCUGUAGAGAAUUAGCUCAACAGCUUUUGAACGAACCCUUUGAUGAAGUGAAGGCACAGAUGGCAGAUGGUACUGCUUCACACUCAUUAGUCGCCGACUUUCUCAGUCAAGCUCACGAUGACGCUGACGAAGACACGAUGAAGGCUGUUGCGUUGAUGGGAUACAUGGGUGGCAUGGAAACUACUGCGUCCGCAUUGCAGACAUUCCUGCUGGCUAUGGUGCUCUAUCCUGAUGUCCAAACCCGAGCUCGUGCAGAAAUCGACCAAGCUGUGAGGCAUGAUAAAAUGCCGUGCCUUGAUGAUAGGGCGUCACUACCCUACCUUGAUGCUAUUCUCCGCGAGGUCCUGAGAUGGUAUCCUCUCACCCCUCUAGGAAUUCCACAUGCAACAUCAAAUGAUGAUGUUUAUGGCGAACACUUCAUACCCAAAGGUGCGAUAGUGAUGGUUAAUCAGUGGGCACUGUCUCGGGAUGAAGACAUGUUUCCCGAUGCAUCACGCUUCGAUCCUAGUCGCCAUCUAACAGUUGACGGGAAGCUGAAGGAUCCUUUCAUCAACCAUUUUGCCUUUGGUCAUGGGAGGCGUAUUUGUCCCGGCCGUUGGUUUGCAGAGACCAGUCUGUGGACUGCAGCUGCUGCCAUACUCGCCGUCUUGCGCAUCGACCACGCCAAAGACUCAAACGGAUACAGGAUUGAGGUGAUGCCGGAGUUCUGCACCGGCAUGGUGAUCGUGAACACGGCGAGAGAAGGACAUCUUCGAGCGAUGAUGAAUUCGAAGUAG